AUGACGGGGUCCGAAUCCGUUUCUAAUUUCUUCACUAGAGUAUCCUCCGUAACCAAUCAAAUGAGGCAAUAUGGCGAAAAUAUUGACGAUGUUCGUGUUAUUGAAAAGAUUCUUAGAUCGCUUGACUCAAAGCUUGAUCUUGUUGGCGUUGCCAUUGAGGAAUCCAAUGACUUGAAGACUAUGACCCUUGAUCAGCUCAUGGGGUCAUUGCAAGCAUAUGAAGAAAGAUUAAAGAAGAAGGGAGAGACGGCGACCCAAGUACUCCAAACUAAGGUCUCUUUGGGAGAUCAAGUGAAAAAGCAAGAAUGGUCUCAUGGGAGAGGUCAAAAUCGUGGCCGUGAUCGUGGUCAUGGUCAUGGUCAUGGCCGUGGAGGAAACUUUGGUCGUGGUCGUGGAAGGAGCGGAGACCAACAUUCCAUCAAUGAAAGGUCAAGCUUUCAAACAGGAGGAUGUGGAAAUUAUGGCUACAAUAGAGGUGAAAGGAGAAGGUAUGAUAAAGCUAAUAUUCAAUGUUAUCCCUGUCACAAAUUUGGGCACUAUACUAAUGAAUGUAGGAGUGCCACUACAAACAAUGAAGUGAAGGUCAAUUAUAUUGAACUUAAAGAAGAAGAAGACGAGACAUUGUUGUUAUUGGCAACGAAUGAAGAAAGAGAGAAAGGAGAAUGGUAUUUUGACACCGGUGCCGCAAAUCACAUGAGUGGCAACAUAGAGUCAUUCUCAACUCUUAAUGAGGCGGUGAAUGGCAACAUCAUCUUUGGAGAUAAUACUAAAGCCCCAAUCAAAGGAAAAGGUGAUGUCUUAAUCCGUGCUAAAAAUGGAAGUCAUUUUUUGAUAUCUCAAGUUUAUUAUGUUCCUACUUUGAAGUCUAAUAUUCUAAGUUUGGGACAACUACUUGAGAUGGGAUAUGAUAUUCACUUGAAAGAUCGUUGCCUUCUUUUGAGAGAUGAUUCUCAUAAGUUGAUAGCAAAGAGGUGCCCAUGGAGAAAAAUAGAAUGUUCUUGCUCAAUGUUCAAGUUGAUCAUCCAAGGUGCUUGA
Messenger RNA from Syzygium oleosum, 1035 nucleotides. RefSeq lists its product as uncharacterized. Bases 1 to 1035 code for a protein of 344 amino acids. Gene Ontology annotation, molecular function: nucleic acid binding; zinc ion binding. The transcript has a single exon. NCBI's taxonomy places the organism in Eukaryota, Viridiplantae, Streptophyta, Magnoliopsida, Myrtales, Myrtaceae. The record is from RefSeq and is a predicted model, not a curated record.